AUGAUGUUGAAAACUACAAUUGCUGCUUUCUUAGCUUUUGCUGCUGCUGCUGCUACCGCGGCCAUCAUCCAUGAGGCCGAAUGUACCCCAUGCGAAGGAACUACUGGAACUUGUGUGGUCAAGUCCAAGGUUAAUUUCUUCGCUGGCCAGACAGGCUAUUUCGAGUUUGAAGGUUGCGACGGAGUCAAUCCAACCUUGUUACUCACAGUUGGACGCACCUACAAGUUCGACCAGUCGGAUGACACCAAUUGGUACCAUCUCUUAGGAUUCGCCUACGAAGCCGAUGGUGCUCACGUUCCAGUCGAUGAGUUGGAGCCUGGUAUCAGCCGCGGUGGAAACACUUGCGACAUUGACGCGUCUUGCCCCGCUCCAAUGUACUUCCGAAAUGGUGAGUACGCCGGAAGCUACUCCAACAUUCCUGAGAUCAAGAACGUCACUUCCAACGAUGAAGACUUUGGCUUGGAUGCUGUGGAACCUCUUUUCUUCCACCCUUUCAGAGACUGGCAAUCCUAUGGUGCCAUGGAGACCUAUCUCAACUAUGACUUCCCGUUGGCCCAAGACUUCUUUUAUUUCUGCCAUAUCCACAGCGGUAUGAGUGGACGGAUCAAGCUAAUUGAUGCUGAUGGAAACAAGUUAAGUGCAGAAAACACUCCAGAACUUCCAUACGAGUACAACAAGGUUGCGGAAUUUGAUGAAGUGUGCGGUACAUACAACCUCACUGACUUCCAGCCAUCCAAGGACAACAACAUGUGCCCACCGAUGUUCAUCUGCACCUCGGACGGUGCAGAAAUGUCUCAGUAUGCCAAGUGCGUUGAAGCCAUGAACUGUCACAUGAUGUCUUCCAUGACCACCAAUGCUGGUGGAGGAGUCCUGGAACUCUUCAACCACCAGAUGAUCCCUCAUCACGAGAACGCUAUCAAUAUGGCCAAGUCAUUCCUCAAGCUUCAUGCCGAGAACGCUGUCUGCAACGAAGUGGAGGAAGGAGCUGAAGUAUCGUGGGAGUGUGAGCUGAUCCCCAUCUUCCUGGACAUUAUCAACGGCCAAAACAGUCAAAUUAUUGACAUGAAGGAUGCUUUGGAGCAACUGGGAAGCACUGAAUACGCUAACUGCGAAGUCGAUUUUAGUGGGGUUGUGGUAUCCCGCAACCGAAGACUGCAUGAAGAACCAGCUCCAGGAGCUUCCGAAUCUGUCUUCGAGUCCGGCGUUGACUGCCAACCUUGCGCAGACACCUUUGGUGAAUGUGAAGUCAAAGUAAAGGUCGACCUGAUGGCUGGAGAGCUCGGAUACUUUACUGUGGAUGGAUGUUCCGGAGUCAACCCAACUUUGCACUUAUCCAUAAACCGUACCUACAAGUUUGAUCAAAGUGACAAGUCCAACUGGUACCACUUGAUUGGAUUCUCUUACUUUGCUGACGGAGCCCACAUUGGUGUUGAUGAACUUGAGCCUGGCGUUGCACCAGGUGACUCUUCUUGUGCUGAAACCAUGUCAUGCCCUGCCCCCAUGUACACCAUGGAUGGUGUGUACCAAGGAUCCUACAGUAACAUUCCAGAUAUUCUCAAUAUCAGUACAGGAGAGAAUGACUUCGGAUUGGAUAAAGUCGAGCCUCGCUUUUUUCAUCCUCUCGGUGAUUGGGAAGAGUACGGGCCGUUCGUCACAUUCUUGAAUUUCGACAGCAAUUACGACCAAGAUAUCUUCUACUUCUGUCACGUCCACUCUGAAAUGACUGGUCGCAUCAAGCUUCUCGAUGCCAACGGCAACAUGUUAAGCAAAGAAAAUAAGCCUGAGAUCCCAUACGAAUACAAUGUCAUUGGAAACUAUGAUCAAACGUGCGGGACUUUUGAUUUGGAAAGAUUCUGA
Cylindrotheca closterium is the source of this 1857-nucleotide messenger RNA. The record is from the annotation of a GenBank genome assembly. NCBI's taxonomy places the organism in Eukaryota, Bacillariophyta, Bacillariophyceae, Bacillariales, Bacillariaceae.